UUUAUCCUGUGAGCAUCAAACUGUAUGUAAAAAUUCUACAGAAAUGGAGAGAGGAAAAGAGCAAGGAAUGGUGGUGAUGCCACAACAAAACCCACUUGAACAGUUGCAAGCAAAGUUCAAGGAAGUGGAUAACACUUUCAGGGGAUGGCUAGCCAAGCAGUCCUUACCCGUCGAGGCUGCCGUGGUUACCACCACUAGCGCCGCUCAGGGCGCUGCCAUCGGUGCUUUUAUGGGUACCCUCACCAACGAUGUCUCCUCCUCUCUUCCAACUCCUCAGGCUUCCCUCGACCUUUUAUCUCCCAAACCUCAUCGACCCCAAAGCGACCACUCCGUUCUCUUCUCCCGACGAUGAGACCUCAAGAACCCU
Molecule: messenger RNA, 367 nt
Organism: Hibiscus syriacus
Lineage: Eukaryota; Viridiplantae; Streptophyta; Magnoliopsida; Malvales; Malvaceae
Product: chloroplastic import inner membrane translocase subunit HP30-1-like
Exons: 1
Coding region: 44-352 (102 amino acids)
Biological process (GO): protein targeting to chloroplast; protein insertion into mitochondrial inner membrane
Cellular component (GO): chloroplast inner membrane; TIM22 mitochondrial import inner membrane insertion complex
Molecular function (GO): transmembrane protein transporter activity
Source: RefSeq, a predicted model, not a curated record